This is a messenger RNA of Pristis pectinata (smalltooth sawfish), 901 nucleotides long. Its product is annotated as protransforming growth factor alpha-like. The coding region runs from base 18 to 557 and encodes 179 amino acids. Gene Ontology annotation, biological process: epidermal growth factor receptor signaling pathway; positive regulation of mitotic nuclear division; positive regulation of cell population proliferation. NCBI's taxonomy places the organism in Eukaryota, Metazoa, Chordata, Chondrichthyes, Rhinopristiformes, Pristidae. The record is from RefSeq and is a predicted model, not a curated record. The transcript is spliced from 6 exons.
AAGGUCACAUACAUUUCAUGUCUCUGCCUGACGACAGCCCAACCCACUCAUACUGCAAUCCACAGUGUGUACACACAGCUACAAGUAUGAUGUGGAGUUCCAUUGGGGAAGUGAUCUUCCUAUUUUCAGGUGCUGUUUUAUUUGUCUGCAAUGCUCUGGAAAAUGCAACAUUGACCGGUCCUCCUGUUGCUGCUGCAGUACGAUCGCAUUUUGAUGACUGUCCAGACACUCAUCGACAGUUCUGCUUUCAUGGGACCUGCCGCUUCUUAGUCCAGGAGUCUGCUCCAGCAUGUGUGUGUCACCCUGGCUUCAUCGGGACACGGUGUGAGCAUGCUGACAUCCUCGCUGUGGUGGCCAUCAGACAGAAGCAACAAGCAAUCACGACAUUAGUUGUAGUGUUGGUCAUUGUCUCCGUUCUCCUGAUUGCAGUUUGUGUCUUACUACACUGCUGCCGGAAACGAAAGAACUGUGAACUCUGCCGAAGAAUGCUUGCUGGGCCCGAAGCCAGCCUGCUGAAGAGUGGGUCGCCAAGCAUCCAUGGAGACACAGGGGUGUAAGAAUUGAUGGUAUUUUGCGGGCUACUUCUGACCUCUGCAUCUCUCCACUGCCAUAGCACAGUAAUAGGCUCUCAGCCUUCAUGUUCCUGCCACACCCAGGGUCAUCUGACCUCAGGUAGAGGGACCACAUCUGUUGAGCGCAGAAGAAAGCAUUUUGUAUUAUAUGGAAGUUCCAUUAUUUUUUUGUUUGUCCUAUCAUUUAAUUUAUAGAAACAUUGGAGAUAACACAGUGAAGAAUAUCUCAUCUUCAACAUCUACAGAUUAUAAGCAGAAACCAUUGAUAAAUAGCUGUGAGAUUGUUUGAUUAUUUAAGGACCAGAGAGAGUUCAAAUUAUAUGUAAAAC